Fraxinus pennsylvanica is the source of this 1557-nucleotide messenger RNA. The record is from the annotation of a GenBank genome assembly. NCBI's taxonomy places the organism in Eukaryota, Viridiplantae, Streptophyta, Magnoliopsida, Lamiales, Oleaceae.
AUGGAGGUCGGUGGCCGAGUGAAAAAUGUUGCAACUUCUUUACAACUUCAACAACCACCAGCGCCACCGCGAGAGCCACAGUGGAAGAUCAUAAUGGUGGCCGCGAUAGCGGCCGGAAUACAAUUCGGGUGGGCAUUACAGCUCUCUCUUCUGACUCCAUAUGUGCAGCUACUGGGCAUACCUCACAAAUGGGCCGCCUACAUCUGGCUCUGCGGCCCGGUUUCCGGCAUGCUCGUGCAGCCCGUAGUUGGUCAUUACAGUGACAACUGCUCCUCCCGGUUUGGCCGCCGCCGCCCCUUUAUUGCGGCUGGAUCUGCCCUUGUUGCCAUAGCAGUCUUCCUCAUUGGAUUUGCUGCCGAUCUUGGCCACUCCUCCGGUGACUCCCUCGGAAAUUCCCCCAAGCCCCGGGCAAUUGCUGUUUUUGUUGUUGGCUUUUGGAUCCUUGAUGUGGCCAACAACAUGUUGCAGGGUCCUUGUAGAGCGUUCUUGGCUGAUCUUUCUGGUGGCAGUGCACGUAGAAUGGCAAUGGCAAAUGCACUAUUCUCCUUUUUCAUGGCUGUUGGCAAUGUUUUGGGGUAUGGUGCAGGUUCAUAUACUCAUCUCUACAAGAUGUUUCCAUUUUCAAAGACAAAAGCUUGUGAUGUUUACUGUGCAAAUCUAAAGAGCUGUUUUUUCCUUUCAAUAGCCCUUUUACUUACCCUUUCAAUAUUGGCUUUAACCAUGGUACAUGAAAAGGCCACUGCCCCUUCGACGGCGGACCAAACCGGCGGUGGGUUGGAGGGUGGUAAAAAGGGAGGUGAGAUACCUGUUUUUGGGGAAUUGUUUGCUUCUUUAAAAGAUUUGCCUAGGCCUAUGUGGAUUUUAAUGUUGGUGACUUGUUUGAAUUGGGUUGGUUGGUUUCCUUUCUUGUUGUUUGAUACUGAUUGGAUGGGGAGGGAGGUUUUUGGCGGAACGGUGGGUGACAACGGGUUGUAUGACAAGGGUGUGCGGGCUGGUGCACUCGGUUUAGUGCUCAACUCAGUGGUGUUGGGAUUCACUUCCUUGGCAGUCGAGUUUCUCGGGCGGCGACUUGGCGGGUCGAAGAGACUUUGGGGCAUUGUCAACUUCUUGCUGGCCUUAUGCCUGGUCAUGACGGUUGUGAUUACCAAAGUGGCCGAGUCUACGCGACGGCACACCAUCACUAGUGGUGGUCACACCGCCACUUUGAAGCCGGUGGCCGGUGUCAAGGUGGGAGCUUUGACUCUCUUUGCAGUUCUUGGCAUUCCUCAAGCGGUGACUUUUAGUAUUCCGUUUGCUUUGGCAUCCAUAUUUUCUAGUAAGCACGGUGCAGGACAAGGUCUAUCACUAGGAGUUCUAAAUCUUGCCAUUGUUAUACCCCAGAUGGUGGUGUCGGUAGUGGCCGGACCAUGGGAUGAAUGGUUCGGAGGUGGUAACUUACCGGCGUUCAUUGCCGGGGCUGUGGCAGCUGUGGCCAGUGGGAUUUUUGCAUUAACUGUGCUUCCAUCUCCCGAUAUAUCGUCAAUCAAGACUAUGACAAGUAUUAUUUUAUCUCAAUGA